CCGCUUCUUCCUAAUGACCGCGGAAGCACGCCCGCUGUUUGAACUAUUUGCCCUGUAUGUAACCAGCUUCAUGACCUCUGUUACGAUGCCAUCUCAGUCCGUAAAUACGGGUGUCCUUGCGGAAUUACACACGUUCCUCUGGAUUUCGAAAAAGUCGCCGAAAGACUUCAAUAAUAUUUUUAAUCACCAAUUUUGGACUCGCAGUCUAGACAGAGAUUAUCUUAUCAACCUCGGCAACUCAACAACGUGCGUUCUGUACAAACGUGCAGAUAUUGCACUGUCCAAUGCUAGUUAAUCAUACUGGCACGCACCUGAACGUCUGAACAGUAUUACUUAGUGGUGGAAGUAGCAGCAGCCAAGUGUCGUCUAUAUGUGUGAGCGAUCACGUGAUUCGAAUUGACGUAUGCAUGUGGUCGCGCCGUCUUGUCGAGGCAAGUG
Molecule: messenger RNA, 438 nt
Organism: Pisolithus orientalis
Lineage: Eukaryota; Fungi; Basidiomycota; Agaricomycetes; Boletales; Pisolithaceae
Exons: 1
Coding region: 14-295 (93 amino acids)
Source: RefSeq, a predicted model, not a curated record